GGACUGCAGGCUGACAUGGAGUGCAAGCGUGUUUCCAUAUGAGUGCUUGAAUUUGUUUGGCCAGUUUAGUGGGCUGCUCUAAAAAUACUCCUGGGGGUAAGCAGGGCAGGUCCUGUAUCGAGUUCUCGCUGAGUUAGCUGUGAAAGAACCUAGGGCAGCUGUUGCACACUAGGCUUUUGGGGCAGAAACAGGGGAAAUUUAGUGCUUUCCGUCUCUCCGCUGGCCUUCCGACUCUGCACGGAUGGGAGACCCUUGCACAGAAUCCAACAACAUGGCUGAGGAGUCGGACUCAAAGCCGCAGUCUGCGAGCAAGAAUGGGAAGAAGGGAGAGGGAGGACACUCGUUCUUCACCUGGUUCAUGGUCCUGGCCCUCCUGGGCGUCUGGACCUCUGUGGCCGUGGUGUGGUUCGACCUGGUUGACUAUGAUGAUGUGCUCGCCAGGGCAAAGGAGUUCCGUUAUAACAUUUCAGAGGUAUUACAAGGUAAACUGGGAGCCUAUGAUGCUGAUGGCGAUGGUGACUUCGAUGUGGAGGAUGCCAAAGUUCUGCUAGGACUGAAAGAGCCGUCUGUCGUGGUCGACACCCGAGCGGAGCCUGGACCUGAAGAACCAGAGGCCCAGCCUUUGGUGGAAGAGGAGGUGAUCGAGGCAGAAGAGGCAGCCCAGCCCCCUGCAGAGCCAGAGGAGGUGGAGGACCAGGUGGAGCCUGAGGGAGAGGACUGGGCGGCUGCCACUGAGGACGCUCCUGAGGCAGAAGAUGUUCUGGAUGAGCAGGUUCUCGAUGCUGAGGAGGAGCCCCAGGAAACUCCCGAGACAGAAGAUAUAGAGGAAUACGAAGGUGAAGAUGACUUUGUAGAGGACUCUCCAGUCUAUGGAUCUCAGAGCAUGGAUGUGGAAUCUGAAAUUCAAGCCGCUGUCCCCCUUCCAGAGCUAGUGGAGGAAUUUUCUGAUUCAGUUGACAGUGAAGAUGAUGAAACUAAUGAUGCACACCCCUAUGAGGACAACACUGAAGACGUUAUUGAUACAGUUGGAGAAAUUGUUGAGGAGGCACUGGCUGAGGAUAUUUCAGAGGAGUCGCAGGACGAUAGUGUGCCGGAUGAGGAAGCAGAUGAGCUGGAGCAAGAGGAAUUACUAGAAGUAGACCAAGGAGAUGGACCCAUUCAGGAAGAAGAGGCAGCAGAAGAGGAACCAGCUGUAGCAGAAGACCAGCAAGUGGAUGAAUUGCAUGAAGAGCCAGUUCCAGCAGAGGACCUGCAUCAGGAUGAGCAAGCAGGAACCACUGAGGCACCACAGGAAGAACAGUCCAAAGAGAAAGUGAAGAAGAAGAAGAAGAAGCCCAAGCUACUGAAUAAGUUUGAUAAAACCAUAAAGGCCGAGAUCGACGCAGCGGAAAAGCUGCGCAAGAAGGGAAAGGUUGAAGAGGCUUUGCAGGCUUUUGAAAGUCUGGUCCAGAGAUAUCCCCAGAGUCCAAGAUCCCGCUAUGGCAAAGCGCAGUCAGAGGAUGACAUGGCGGAGAAGAAGCGCAGUAAUGACCUCCUGCUGAAGGCCAUAAACACCUACAGGGAGGUGUCUGAGCUGCCCGACGCCCCCGCAGACCUGGUGAAGGCCACGCUGAAGAGGCGAGCCGAGAGGCAGCAGUUCCUGGGUCGUAUGCGAGGAGGUCUGGCAACGCUGGAAAGGUUGGUGCAGAUUUUUCCGGAAGACAUUUCCCUGAAAAAUGACCUCGGUGUGGGGUACCUUCUUAUGGGAGACAACAAGAAUGCCAAGAAAGUGUAUGAGGAGGUCUUGGCCGUGGCACCCCACGACGGCUUUGCUAAAGUCCACUACGGUUUCAUCCUGAAGUCAGACAAUAAGAUCGCAGAGAGCAUCCCGUUCCUCAGGGAGGGGCUGCAGUCGGGAGACCCGGGCACUGAUGACGGGAGGUUCUACUUCCACCUGGGCGACGCGCUGCAGAGAGUCGGAGACAGCAGCGCCUACGAGUGGUACGAGCUGGGGCACCAGAGGGGACACUUUGCCUCAGUGUGGCAGCGGUCUCUGUACAACGUGGACAGCCUGAAAGCACAGCCAUGGUGGACAGCCAGAGAGACCACCUACACAGACCUGGUCAAGAUGCUGGAGAAGAACUGGAAGACCAUCAGGGAGGAGGCGCUGUCUCUGAUGGACACCAGCAGGGGGCUCUUUAUGCCAGAGGAUGAGAACCUGAGAGAGAAGGGGGAGUGGGGUCAGUUCACCCUCUGGCAGCAAGGUAAAAAGGUGGAGAAAUCCUGCCACAGCGUUCCCAAGACCUGCGCGCUGUUGGAGCGCUACCCGGAGGCCACAGGGUGUAAGCGCGGGCAGAUAAAGUACUCUGUGAUGCAGCCGGGCACCCACGUCUGGCCCCACACCGGGCCCACCAACUGCAGGCUGAGGAUGCACCUGGGCCUGGUCAUCCCCGCCCAGGGCUGCAGCAUCCGCUGCACCAAUCAAACCAGGACUUGGGAGGAGGGAAAGGUGCUGAUCUUUGACGACUCCUUUGAACAUGAGGUAUGGCAGGAUGCCAGCAGCUUCCGGCUGAUCUUCAUUGUGGACGUGUGGCACCCGGAGCUGACGCAGUACCAGAGGCAGACGCUGUCUCCCAUAUAAAGCACAGGGCUGCUCCAAUUCCACUUGAGGUCAUGGACACUGUCGUUGCUGUUUUUUUUCUCCCACGCUUUUGAAUAGCUUCCAUGCUGGGGGGUCCGUGGGACUGGACUAUAGUUAGCUGGAGCUCAUUCGAAUUACUGAAAGUGCUUACAGGAAGAGAUUUACUUGUUGAUUAUAGUUUGUGGUACUUUAUGAUUAACUAGGGAGUUUGAAAAGGAGGUGAAAUGAAUACAAUUUUCCCACUGGGAGAGCAUUAUAUGCUUUCAGGGAAGGAGUGUAAAUGUGAUUCUCACAUUUCGUUGCUGACACACAUUUCAAAAAGGCUUCCUUCCAACACAGAUGCUGCUAAGAUGACGAACGGCCAUUUGGUGCCUGGAGCUGUGUGGCCUUGCACAUACCCGGGCCCUCGCUACAGUGUGCACUGCUGCCAUUACUGAACCCAUCCCAUAACCGUGCGUCAUUUCUGUCACCAUUUUAGAGCUGUAAACAAGGCCUAAGUAUAAGAGGAAACCCACAGCCUAGCUGAGUGUAAUUGUCAUCAUACUAAACCAUAUCAGUAGGCACCACUAUCCUUCUGUCACAGACAAAUUUGUAUUUGUGUGCCCUCCUUUCUUGCACCAUUUAUAGUGAUGCGUAAUUUUUGUAUUGACAAAAACACUACUUAAAGGGUCAUGGAUAGCAUUUCAUGUAUAGCACAUGAUAAUUUAUGUUUACUGAUGAGAUAUUUCAAUGGUAGAGCACUUUCCAUGUUGUGUUAGUUUAUUUUUUAUAGAGGGGAAAUCUUAGGAGCUGCACGUAAUAGUGCCGGGAUAUUGAAGUGAAUGGUGAGUGGUCGCAUUGCCAACUGUUGUUUACUUUUUAUUUAGCUGUAAUUUGUGCCUUUUUCUUGGGACUAGAUCAACAUAUGUGACAUAAUCCCCCCCCAUACGAUGCUGAAAAGUGAACUUGAAGCUUUAAAAAAAGCAAAUGUGUUAAAAUAUGAAGUGAAAUAAGAUAAUAUUUUAUACUGGAAAUGUAAAUUUGUGUCCUUUAUUAUAUACUGUAUUAAGUUUUUGUCACUGUGUGUAAUAAGAAAGUUGUACAAAAAGUUGCAAGAACUGUUAUACUUUUAAUAUAUGACACAUUUCAGACAUUUUAUAUUUCAUUAUAGAUACAACAGAUAUUAUGUACACAACAUAUAUAUACUGUAUAUACACCCUCACACUAUGUAUGCCUUUAUUUUAGCAGAUUUACUUUUUCAUGAGGGUAUUUUGCGAGAAUACUUUGAAUGUACCCAUUUGGAAUUUACCUGAUAUGUCAGUCAUGUCCAAUUGUGAAAUUUCAGUUUGCUGCCUUCAUGUUCAUUGCCGAUUAGAACAGUGUGGAAUCAUGGGAUUGCAGAACUUGCAGUGCUGCCUCUCUACCAAUGGGUGUCGUGCCUCAGAUUUUCUCUGAGAUUUAUUUAGGCUAUGCAUGCCUUUCUGAUGUAUAGAAGCAACAUGUAUUAUAUCAGGUUCAUUUUCUCUUAUGUUACAUUGUUUUGCCAUUAUGAGCCACCACUGUUUUUACAGGCCUGUCUGAAUAUUAAGAUUUAAAAUUGUUCCAGAGUUGCACUGAAUGAUGUCGCCUCUUAAUGGUUUGUAUGACUGAAUAGCUUUUACGGUGAAAGAAAAAUGAAGCUUUACUCUUGCUUGUAAAAUCCAGUGAAUGUCUCUCUCUGACAGUGAUUAACAGAGGGGUCUGUUAUGUGAGUAUUUGAACAUUGCAGCAUUUAGAUUCUCUUUGAAUGAAGAGGUGUGCCACACACUGGGCAUUACCUUAAAAAGGUCCUGUUUUAUUGGGAGAUUUUUUUCACUGAUGACACGUGAUGCAAUGCUUCUCACUUGUGGAAAUAAACCUGUUUAGUUUACAUAAUGUGUGAAUAUGCCCCUUUUGUUUUUAUGAGAAGGAUGCUGAUCGUGAGUUCAGGGCAUUGGCCUCUCGUCCAAGUGAAACUGAACUGUCCCUGUGGAUUUUGUAAAUCGAAGUGCAUUAAAUUUGCUGAGCCCAUGUACCUCACAGUAUAGGGUGUACAUGCUUUCUUGAGAUACAUACUGAAAACUUAAAUAGAAAAAAGAAUGUUACUGAUUUUUUUUCCCACCAUGUGCUAAAUAAAAAAUAUUCUAAGUGUA
Conger conger (European conger) is the source of this 4770-nucleotide messenger RNA. Its product is annotated as un-named hu7910. The coding region runs from base 242 to 2620 and encodes 792 amino acids. The record is from RefSeq and is a predicted model, not a curated record. The transcript is spliced from 31 exons. Gene Ontology annotation, cellular component: endoplasmic reticulum; membrane. Gene Ontology annotation, molecular function: protein binding; peptidyl-aspartic acid 3-dioxygenase activity. Gene Ontology annotation, biological process: peptidyl-aspartic acid hydroxylation. Lineage: Eukaryota; Metazoa; Chordata; Actinopteri; Anguilliformes; Congridae.